Molecule: messenger RNA, 1043 nt
Organism: Physella acuta
Lineage: Eukaryota; Metazoa; Mollusca; Gastropoda; Physidae
Product: splicing factor C9orf78 homolog
Biological process (GO): mRNA splicing, via spliceosome
Cellular component (GO): spliceosomal complex
Source: RefSeq, a predicted model, not a curated record
AAAAAUAUCCUUAAGGAGUAAAGAGUGCUAAAAGAUGUCUUCCGCACCAACAAAACGAAAACGAAACUUAAGAAAUGCAACCGUUUCUUCAAGUAGUAGCAGUGCUUCUGAAGACGACGAAGAUACCAGGGAGAAAAUGGAAGCAUUGCGUAGUCUACAAAAGAUGCGAUCAUAUCAACAUGGAGUCAGUGCAGCAAGUUUAGCAUUAGGGAAAAAAAUACCAAAAACCGAAGAAGUUUCGGAUGCUGACCCAUUCAAAAUGAAAACUGGAGGAAUUGUUGAUAUGAAAGCUUUGAAAAAAAAAUCUCUUAAGGGGGAAGAAGUUGAAGCUAUUGGAACAGCAUUUGCAGCAGAAACAAAUAGACGAGAUGAAGAUGCUGAAAUGUUGAAAUACGUUGAAGAAGAACUUGCAAGACGCAAAGGACAUCAUAAACAAGAAGAAUCUCUUAGUAACAAGCAAAAGUCACAAACAGAUUCCUUGUAUGAUUUACCAGAGCAUCUAAAAAAGUAUUCUUCAGAAAAAAAGUCAGAAGAUAUGUUGUCAAAUCAGAUGCUCUCAGGUAUCCCAGAGAUUGAUCUUGGCAUAGAUGCAAAAAUAAAAAACAUUGAACUGACAGAGGAAGCUAAACAGAAACUUCUAGAAGAGAGAAAAAGGCAGCGUGAUAACAUGCCUUCUGACUUUGUUCCAACAAAUGUUGCAGUAAAUUUUGUACAGCAUAAUCGAUUCAAUAUAGAUGAUAACAAGCCAAAGUUUGUAAAAAAAGUAGAUGAACCAAAACCUGAACCUGUUAGAGUAGGAGAUAUUAAUAAGGAAACACUUUCUUCUGAGCCCAGCAUUUCUGGAAAGAAGAAAAAGACAACUGAAGAAAAAGCAACUGAUGACUUUCAUUUUGAGAAAUUCAAAAAACAGAUGAGGCGAUUUUAAAACCAACAGUCUGCAACUCCCAUGGCAGUGUACUUCCCUGUUUGGAAACGUAGUUUACAGUUUAAAACAUGGAUGCUAAGUAUAUUAUUUUGUAUUAAUAAAUGAACAUUGUUGACAA